UCGGGGAUACCAGGAAGCUGAUGAGGUUCUCUUCUUCCUUCUUCAGCUCAACCAGGAAGUAAAGUUUCUCAUUGGCUCUAGCUCCAAGUUUAGCACCGGGCGGAGCAGGAGAGAGGCUUGCACGGGGAGCCUGGAGCAGAGGAGAAGUCUCAGCAGCCCUGUGAAAACCUGUGCUCCUAGCUGAAGGAAGAUGACAACAUUAACUCGCAGGGGCCGGCGGGCUGACACAGGCAAAAAUGCUGACAAGCGGCCAGAUGGUGAGGAAGAUUCAUCUAAAGACCUGGGUGAGGAGGACUCUGACUCCAAAGACAUCCGCCUCACCCUCAUGGAGGAGGUGCUGCUCCUGGGGCUAAAGGACAAGGAGGGCUACACGUCCUUCUGGAAUGACUGCAUCUCCUCGGGCCUGCGCGGUGGCAUCCUCAUCGAACUGGCAAUGCGUGGUCGGAUCCAUUUGGAGCCUCCCACCAUAAGGAAGAGGAGGCUGCUGGACAGGAAGGUACUCUUGAAGUCAGAUACCCCAACUGGCGACAUCCUGCUAGAUGAGACUCUCAAACACAUCAAAGCCACAGAGCCCGCAGAGACGGUGCAGACCUGGAUAGAGCUGCUUACGGGCGAGACCUGGAACCCCUUCAAGCUGCAGUACCAGCUGCGUAACGUGCGCGAGCGCAUCGCCAAGAACCUGGUGGAGAAGGGUAUCCUCACCACGGAGAAGCAGAACUUCCUGCUCUUUGACAUGACCACGCACCCUGUGACCAACACCACCGAGAAGCAACGCCUCGUCAAGAAGCUGCAGGAGAGUGUCCUAGACCGCUGGGUGAACGACCCGCACCGCAUGGAUAGGCGGACGUUGGCCCUGCUGGUGCUGGCCCACUCCUCGGACGUGCUGGAGAACGUCUUCUCCACGCUGGCUGACGACAAGUAUGAGAUGGCCAUGAGCCGCUCAAAGGACCUGCUGGAGAUGGACCCCGAGGUGGAGGGUGGCAAGGCACAAGCCAUGGAGAUGAUCUGGGCUGUCCUUGCAGCCUUCAAUAAAUCCUAAGCACCCUGGCCGGCCACGCCACGAAACGUGGCCCCCUCGAUGUAGGAUAGGACCCAUGCAUACAGAACUACCCUCCGUGGAGGGCGGGUUUGCAUAGGCUGGUAUGGGGUGGGCUUGGCAGAUUCCCCCUUGCCCCCUUCAUGGCCUGAGGUGGCUGUGCUGGAAGGGUCGUGUGCGGUCAAAUUGUCUGUCCUCUGUGAACACUUAGCUACAUGCAGGUCUGCGUCUCUGGGCCGCUUGGCCCCCAUUUUGACCCCCUGGCAGAGACUGUCCAGGGGGGCUGUGUGCUGCUCUCUUGCUCUGGAGUGAAGGGUGCCUGGUACUUGGCAUGUGACUGGAGCGGGGCAAUGCCCCCUUCCUGCUCCCCCCAACUGGAGGAUGCAUGGCCCUUGGUAAGAGCUGGAGCUGCCUUGAGGCUUCUUGCCCGCAUGCCCUGC
Messenger RNA from Alligator sinensis (Chinese alligator), 1476 nucleotides. It is a transcript of the gene GOLPH3L, whose product is annotated as golgi phosphoprotein 3 like. Gene Ontology annotation, molecular function: phosphatidylinositol-4-phosphate binding. Gene Ontology annotation, biological process: retrograde vesicle-mediated transport, Golgi to endoplasmic reticulum; Golgi to plasma membrane protein transport; Golgi vesicle budding. Bases 191 to 1039 code for a protein of 282 amino acids. The transcript has 5 exons. The record is from RefSeq and is a predicted model, not a curated record. Lineage: Eukaryota; Metazoa; Chordata; Crocodylia; Alligatoridae. Gene Ontology annotation, cellular component: trans-Golgi network; Golgi cisterna; cytosol.